Dryobates pubescens (Downy woodpecker) is the source of this 792-nucleotide messenger RNA. RefSeq names its product matrix metallopeptidase 7 (gene MMP7). Gene Ontology annotation, biological process: proteolysis; extracellular matrix organization; collagen catabolic process. Gene Ontology annotation, cellular component: extracellular matrix. The transcript has 6 exons. The record is from RefSeq and is a predicted model, not a curated record. Lineage: Eukaryota; Metazoa; Chordata; Aves; Piciformes; Picidae. Gene Ontology annotation, molecular function: metalloendopeptidase activity; zinc ion binding. The coding region runs from base 1 to 792 and encodes 263 amino acids.
AUGCAAUACCUCCUACUUUUUGCUGCCAUCCUCCUACCUGAGAGUCUUCCUUUUCCACUAAAAUCUGAAACAGAAUCAUGGAACAACACAGCCUUGGAGACUAUAAAGACAUAUCUUGAUAGAUUUUUUCCAAUUCACACAAAAACACCAAAGCUAAACUUAGAAGAGAGGAUUAAAGAAAUGCAGAGGUUUUUUCACCUGACUAUUACUGGAAAAUUAAAUACAGAAACAGAAGAAAUACUGAAGCUGCCCAGAUGUGGGCUCCCCGACGUAGCAGAUUACAAAACAUUUCCUGGAAGUCCAAGAUGGAGAAAGACACAGUUGACUUACAGGAUUGUCAAUUAUACACCUGAUCUACCCCGAUAUAAAGUGGAUGAUGCAAUUAAAAGGGCUCUUAUGGUAUGGAGUGACGUGACUCCACUGACGUUCCGAAGAGUGUUCACUAGUAGCGCAGACAUUGAGAUUGCAUUUGCACGUCGUGAGCACGGAGACGGAUAUCCUUUUGAUGGAAGAGGUAACACACUAGCUCACGCAUUUGCACCUGGAGACGGGAUUGGUGGAGAUGCUCAUUUUGAUGAGGAUGAAAGAUGGUCAGACACCAAUCGAGAAGUUAAUUUGUUCCUUGUUGCUGCUCAUGAAUUUGGCCAUUCUUUGGGACUUGCUCAUUCAAACGUUCGUGGAGCUCUCAUGUACCCGAUCUACUCAUACGAGAACCCAGCAACCUUCAGACUUCCCGAGGAUGACAGGCGAGGAAUUCAGAAGUUAUAUGGGAAAAAGUCAUCAAACUUUUGA